AUGUCCCCUGAUGCAUUCAAAAUUCCCAAUGGCGCUUUGACACCCAUUGAUGUGCCCAAGACUGCUGAGGCAGUGACAGACAUGUUCAGCAAUUUAAUUUUUCUCCCAACAGUUUCACCCCCCAAAUGGGCUGCUCCUGCUGCUGUCACUACACCCUCCACCAUAGACCCUGCAUUACUCUCCCUUGACACUUAUCCCCCUCCUGAUGUCCCAGCCAAUGAUGUUCCCAUCACUGAGAUGAUUAGGCAUGAUGCAGAUGUCAACUUCCAUUUGAUUCUGACUUUCCACAACACCCUACAAGCCAUCAUCUAUGUGCUGGACUGUUUCCUUGCUGAACAAGUUGUGUCUGAGAAGGUCCUUGGAAAAUGGAAGAGGGAGGACUAG
This is a messenger RNA of Pisolithus orientalis, 384 nucleotides long. RefSeq lists its product as uncharacterized. The transcript is spliced from 2 exons. The record is from RefSeq and is a predicted model, not a curated record. Bases 1 to 384 code for a protein of 127 amino acids. Lineage: Eukaryota; Fungi; Basidiomycota; Agaricomycetes; Boletales; Pisolithaceae.